Aspergillus oryzae RIB40 is the source of this 1041-nucleotide messenger RNA. RefSeq names its product elongation of very long chain fatty acids protein. The record is from RefSeq and is a predicted model, not a curated record. Gene Ontology annotation, cellular component: endoplasmic reticulum membrane. Gene Ontology annotation, molecular function: fatty acid elongase activity. Lineage: Eukaryota; Fungi; Ascomycota; Eurotiomycetes; Eurotiales; Aspergillaceae. Bases 1 to 1041 code for a protein of 346 amino acids. Gene Ontology annotation, biological process: fatty acid elongation, saturated fatty acid; sphingolipid biosynthetic process; fatty acid elongation, polyunsaturated fatty acid. The transcript has 2 exons.
AUGUCAGUACACUUUGGCUUUCCGCCAUCAUCACUCUUCAUGCUUGAUCAGGCUCAAACAAAGCCGACUAUUCCAACUCGCCAAUUGGCAAAGCUCGGCAUAUCACCUGCAAUUUACAGCAUCACCUUGCACCCAGAGUUCUCCCUCAUUGCUAUUUUUCUGUAUACAACUGUUGUCCUAUUUCUGAAUGGCAUAAACAGAAGGAGACACGGACAACCAUGGGCGAUAAACCAUACCAGGUGGUUCCGACAUGCGGUUAUCGUACAUGAUGUCCCUCUAGCUCUUUGUUCAGCCUGGAUGUUUUUCAGGGUUGUUCGGACAUUCAGGAACGCAUGGCCCAAAAGACAUGAUGCAUUCUACACAGUUCUGGUGGCAGACCUCUUCUGUCGAGGUGGGCAGAUUCUACCUCAUCAGGAAACAAUUCAGGAGUUCGUUUUUGUGGGCUGGGCAUCUUACAUAUCAAAGUUUUACGAGGUUCUCGAUACUGUUAUCAUUCUUGCAAAAGGAAGACAGGCUUCGCUACUCCAGAUUUACCACCAUGCAGGUGUAAUUCUCGUCGCAUGGGCGUCAAUCCGAUUUGAAUACCCGCCUGCAUUAAUGCUUUUUUCAUUUAAUGCUGGUGUCCAUGCGCUUAUGGAUACUGACCAAAAGUUGCAGUAUACCUAUUUCGCAUUGGUGUCCAUUCAUGUGGCAGUGCCUCGAUCAGCUAAGGCAGCAAUAACCUCUAUCCAAAUCGUGCAGUUUUUCAUUGAGCUUAUUGUGUGCCCAAGCUACCUCUUUGUCUAUUAUGAUGUUCCUGCGGACUACACUCGUUACAAUGAUUACAGGAAAAUGGGAGAUUCUUUGGACGCACCGGCAUCUAGAGAUGCUGGACUUAACGGACAGUCCUAUUGCAACACACGAACAGUCAGUUGUAUGAACAAGGCAAGCCAUACCUCUGUGACAUGGCUUGAGAUUCUUUUCAUUCUUUCUUUGACAUGGAUGUUUCUACAGUUUUUUCGGUCUACUUAUCUUCAAGCUGGAAAGAAAGAGGCUCUUUAG